AUGGCUGCAAAGAACGGAGGUGUGCUCCCUCCAUUGACGGCUCUUUUUCAGGACACCCAUACUAGGAAAGACGGGACCUUCGUAACCCCGAGAGCCGAGGAAAUCCACAACGACCUCACUGCUAGAGUUUUGGAGGAGCAAACACAACUAUCUCAACAGUUAUCCCCGGGCGGUACUCAACAUCCGGUGGAAUUGGGAACUCCCACGAUCGACCGCAUCUAUGAGCAGGUUGCCCCGAAGAACAAGGGGAAAGUGAUUGGGUUGGGUUCAAUCCGCCAAGUCCCGAUUGCUUCGUCAUUUGCUCCGCGGUAUCGAGGUCCCGAGGAUGAUCCGGUCCAACUGCGAGCCAAGAUCUCAAGACUUGAGGAGACUAUGGAAAUUGAGAACUCAGAGAAUGAUGUUAUUUUUAGCAUCAUUGCUACGCACCACCCCGACAUUGCAGCAGUCAUGUCAAACAAGAGACGACGUCGGGAAGCUGCUACAGCCGGAGUUACGAGUUCAGCAGCCGGAGCAGCAGAGGAAGAGGAGCUUACAGCAGAGCAACAACGAACGGCGGACAUUGCAGCUCAGGCAGCUCGUGAGGCAGGAGACCUCCCGCCUUUUGAAUAA
Microthlaspi erraticum is the source of this 609-nucleotide messenger RNA. The record is from the annotation of a GenBank genome assembly. NCBI's taxonomy places the organism in Eukaryota, Viridiplantae, Streptophyta, Magnoliopsida, Brassicales, Brassicaceae.